This is a messenger RNA of Hemiscyllium ocellatum (epaulette shark), 3171 nucleotides long. It is a transcript of the gene mtmr8, whose product is annotated as myotubularin related protein 8. The coding region runs from base 122 to 2053 and encodes 643 amino acids. NCBI's taxonomy places the organism in Eukaryota, Metazoa, Chordata, Chondrichthyes, Orectolobiformes, Hemiscylliidae. The record is from RefSeq and is a predicted model, not a curated record. The transcript is spliced from 15 exons. Gene Ontology annotation, cellular component: nuclear envelope. Gene Ontology annotation, biological process: negative regulation of autophagy; dephosphorylation. Gene Ontology annotation, molecular function: phosphatidylinositol-3,5-bisphosphate phosphatase activity.
GGACUGAGACCUGGUCCUAUGGCCGGGGAAAGUGCGGUGUUUGCUCGAGGAUGGGGCUUGGGAAAUGAAGACUCCAAGCUUUUUGAUUUUUCAGUCAAGUUCCUAAUCGUGACUUCCCACAAUGGAAUACAUUAUAACACCUAAGGUAGAGCAAGUAAAGUUACUAGACCGGUUUACUUUUAAGAAGCCAGCUAUAGGAACACUUUACUUGACUGCGACACAUCUGAUUUAUGUAGAAUCAUCACCAGAGAUUCGCAAAGAGACAUGGAUUUUGCACCAUCAUAUUUCAGCGAUAGAGAAGCUGCCCCUUACUUCUACAGGAUACCCAUUGCUGAUUCAUUGCAAGAAUUUCAGAGUUGCUCAUUUCAUUAUUUGUCGAGAACGUGAUUGCCACGAUGUUUACAGUUCACUUCUCAGACUGUCACAACCAGUGGUGUUUGAGGAACUUUAUGCUUUCUCAUACAACCCUAAGCAGACUGAAAUGAGCAGAGGAAUGGGUUGGAAAAUAAUAGAUAUAGAAGAUGAUUUCCAGCGUAUGGGAGUACCAAAUGAAUACUGGGAGCAGACUGAUGUAAAUGAAAAUUAUGAGAUUUGCAAUACAUAUUCAACAUUUCUGUGUGUGCCAAAGGAGGCGAGCAAGCCAGUAAUAGUGGGCAGUUCAAAGUUCAGAAGUAGAGGGCGGUUUCCUGUUCUUUCAUAUUUUUCCAAGGAGAAUAAUGCUGCUAUUUGUCGGUGCAGUCAACCACUUUCAGGGUUUAGUGCCAGGUGUAUGGAGGAUGAACAAAUGCUACAAGCUAUCAGCAAGGCCAAUCCAGGAAGUCCAUUCAUGUAUGUGGUAGACACGAGACCAAAGUUAAAUGCCAUGGCAAACAGAGCUGCUGGAAAGGGAUAUGAAAAUGAAGAUAAUUAUUCCAACAUUAGGUUCCAAUUUAUUGGUAUUGAAAACAUACAUGUGAUGAGAAACAGUUUACAAAAACUUUUAGAAGUGUGUGAACUGAAGGCCCCAUCAAUGAGUGAGUUUCUCACUGGCUUGGAAAAUUCUGGGUGGCUUCGUCACAUUAAAGCAGUUAUGGAUGCUGGUGUCUUUCUAGCAAAGGCAGUGUCUGAAGAAAAGGCCAGUGUGUUAGUCCAUUGUUCUGAUGGGUGGGAUCGUACUGGUCAAGUUUGCUCGUUGGCUGCUCUUCUCCUGGAUUCCUACUACCGGACAAUAAAGGGAUUUAUGGUUCUUAUAGAAAAAGAAUGGAUCUCAAUGGGACACAAAUUUUCCCAAAGAUGUGGGCAUCUAGAAGCUGACCCUAAAGAAAUUUCUCCUGUGUUUACCCAGUUUAUUGAAUGCACUUGGCAUCUGAUGGAACAGUUUCCAUGUGCUUUCGAGUUUAAUGAGAAGUACUUGUUGGAAAUCCACGACCAUGUUUUUUCUUGUCAAUUUGGCAACUUCAUUGGAAACUGCCAGAAAGAACGCCAUGAGUUGAAGCUUCAAGAGAAAACUUAUUCCUUGUGGCCAUUCCUGUUGGCAAAGCAAUACCUCUAUCAGAAUCCUUUGUAUAAAUCCAGUGCAGUCAACAUUGUGUUAAAGCCCAAUACUGCCCCUUUUAACUUCAAGUUCUGGUGUGGUAUGUACAACCGUUUUGAUAAGGGAAUGCAGCCAAGACAAUCAGUUGUAGAUUGUCUGCAUGCUUCAGUGAAACAGAAAACAGACUUCGAAGAAACUGUCGCAGACUUAAAUCAGAAACUAACUCAUCAGGAUAAAUCACAUUCUGAUUCUACUUUUAUCUUACCAAUGAAACUUUCUAUUGAGGAAGAUUCCACCCACUUGCAAGUAAUUGGUGCUCCUCAGGACUAUUUGGAAGAAGAACAGAUGAUGUUUACAAAUGGCGCAGAAGAGGUAAUUGAAACUGUUUCUGCUGGGAGCCAGGAAGUGGAUAAUGUAACAGACUCCUCUUUCACAUGUCAGUCUACUUUGAAUAACAUUGACUCCCUUGAGCUAGUCAAGUUGAACAUACAUGUAGAUGAAGACAACCAUCAAAUAUCCCAAGAUACGAUUGAAAAAUAAUUACUUAUCUCCAUACAAUUGUAUGCAUUUGUUCACAAAUGUAUUCAUCUUGAUAUAAAUAUCAUUUUUCAGAAGUGUCAGAAAUGGAAAAUGCCAGCAGAUAGCCUUUAACAAAGGGAAAAUACCGCAAGAUCUUUCGGAGAACCUUGCUGCUUAAAUGAGAGGAUAGGUUUUAAAGGGAAAUGUUAUAAGACUUUGUGUGGAUUCUCAGUUGCCAGAAGCCAAUACAGAAAUUCAGUGGACUGUUCAUAAUGGAUAGGAAAUUGUGCUCAUUUUCCACCUGAAUUCAUUAUGCAUUUCUAGUGGUGAAAUGCAGAUGUUAUGAACUGACCAGUAAUUGAAGCCCGUCUUAAAAUUUAAUAGACCAAUUUGAGUAUGUUGCUUCAUUGUAGUGUUUUAGUGUUUUACUACUGAAGAAGCCAGUGUUGGGUGUGGUGAACGUUUUUGAGAAUCCUAAGCUGGCUGUUGUGUAUAUAUUGUGUAAAUGACCAAUAUGUUUUCUAAAUUCUCAAAGUUUUAGAUUAAAUACUUUAUAUAAAGAAUAAACAUCAUUGCAUUUCCCUUUUUAAUUUUUCUCCAGUCUUCUCCCCUUACCUGUCUUUCUGUUCCCCUUGUUCAGAAAUAGUUCCAUGGCUGCCACAAGCCCACUGAUCUGUUGCCAAGUUGCCAAAGUGCCUGUUCUAACUGUAAUCCAACAAAAUAAGUUAUUCUCCAAUGAUAUUUGAAUCUAAUUCAGUUUGUGACAAAUCUCUGCCACGUGCAAAAAUUACUGCAUCAUAAUUAGGGAUAAGAGCUGACAUUUUUAAGGCCAGCUACUCCCUUAACUAAGAGAAUUCACUUGACCUAUGAGAUGUGGGGAUUGAUUCAUGAAUUUGUAGUCUUCGAGUGAUUCAGAACCAGCUUGUAUUGGAAGACGCUUUCUAGGCCAAAUCAUUGGAGGAAGCUGUAUUUCAGUUUAUUGUUUCUGCAAGACAAUUUUUGGAUUGUCCUGUUCUGUAUAUUGUGGACAGUAUUGGUAAUUCGCCAAAGGUUUAAUAGCUCUUUGAGUGAUUGUGAGACAUUAUCGUUUCAUAUUUUGCCUGCUGUUAAAAUAGAUUUGUUUUAUUUUCUAUGUUAGU